Diaporthe citri is the source of this 357-nucleotide messenger RNA. RefSeq lists its product as uncharacterized. The coding region runs from base 1 to 357 and encodes 118 amino acids. The transcript has 2 exons. The record is from RefSeq and is a predicted model, not a curated record. NCBI's taxonomy places the organism in Eukaryota, Fungi, Ascomycota, Sordariomycetes, Diaporthales, Diaporthaceae.
AUGGCACCUUCCGAGGACGAGCUCAACAAGAUUGCCGCGGACGCGGAGCGCGAUCUGAACUCCUACCAGGCCAAGCAAGGUCUCAACAAUGUCUCAGUAGACGAUGCUGGCGUAGACAGCAUUGUUGAGAAUAAGUUUCCAGGCGCCGAAGUGAAAACCGGUACCGAGAUCAGCACAAAUGCUGGUUACAACCGAAGGAUACCUCCGGAGGAGGGCGGUGGGCUGGACGACCGCGGGAGACAAACCACCGGCAAACAUUUCGAAGGCACCGGUGGUCCAGAGGAUAAGGUCGCACAGGCACAGCAAGAUCGCGGCGGCUAUAACGACAACGAUGUUAUUCCGAAGAAAGCCAUCUGA